AGACUUUGGCUUAGAUUUAGGAAGGGGCAACGGAUUCCCGCGAUCAGGACAUAGACACGGCCCGUGCGGACUUGGAGAGCUAUGGAGGUUUUGAGUUGAGUACGUUGCCAUUAGAUCCCACAAGAAUCGACAAGCUGACAUACUUAUUUGAGACGGGAAGAUGCAAGAACUCUGCUGCGACAUUUUACUGUGGGCCAGUCGACAGUGAAGAGCGGCUUGAUCAAGGUGCAAAUUUCCUUGCAAGGUGGAAAGACAAAUAUGCAUCUUGUUUCUGACGCGCUCAGCGCGAAUCCUUCACACGGGCUGUGCGGCCCAGAUUAGAUCAGGUCGAGACAAGCAUGCCCACAUUGCAAGAAUCCUUAGGGAUUUUGUUGGACAGGGGGGGCGACAAUUCGUUCCCCUGGAUCAUUCCCUCCUGUGCGCGGUCGCUGAUUGGGUCAUUGGCCUUGCCCAAGGAUGCAGUUUCAAGCUUCACCGGAUUGAAAUUUAAGACGGUCAGGCAUCCAAAGUGAUGACGUAGCACUGGCCGGCGUUGUGACGAGCAGGUUGUCACGAGAGGCCCCGAUUGGUCUUUCAGCAUUCCUUGGGAUUGUAAAGCAACCCAGCUGCAGAAGGCACAUGGCGCUGCCACCAGGCGCAGCAGACCAUGUUCAUGUUGCAGCGGGUGGAGGGCUCGGAACUGUUUUCGCAUGUGUUCAAUCUUUGGUCUUUCCUCACAACAUAGCCUGAAGGGCAGUGACAGCAAAAAUUGACCACGGAAAUUAUUCAAGAAACGCGGGGCGUGCUAAUCUCAGCAGUGCAGCGGGGCUAUUAGUUCAAGCCUUGGUGCAGAACUCCUUGAACUUGGAGGCGGUUGAGGAAGCACUUCGUGACCAGAAGGGGAACUACUUCAGGGAAAUUUUCAACCGCAUCAACGUCAUGGCAAAGGACCCAUAGUUUUUUUGGACGAAGGAAAUGAGCAGUAGGGAUUGCUCACCCCACAAGAUGACUGGCAACAAAAAUAAAUCGUAGGUUGGAAAAAACGACCUUCUGAAAGAUUCCACAGCCGACCUCACCGACUCCGGGCGAUGACUAUAACGCGGACAAUGUGAGUUGGGCAUUUGAAGAUGUUGGAUGGCAUGGUUAUUGUCAAGGCAGCUCUGGGCAGUGGCUGGAGACUGAUGGCUCUGGUGUUUACUGAAGUCUGAGUUUACUGGAGCCUGACACCAAAAACAGCAUCGAAAAUUGAAAAUACACAUGCAACCUCGCAUGUUUACGGGAACAAAAAGGGAUGAGCGAAGUUCUUUCUUGUGCACAUGAAGGGCACAAAAAGACGCAAGAACGGCAAACACUUCCGACGUCCAUCGUCAUGGAACUCUACUACUUUACUACCCCCCUACAAAGGUGAUGCCAACACAAGAAGUGAUGGCAUCCACCGGACCGGCAUGGGGCAAGGGCGCUUCACUUGUGGAGGCGACCAGCUCACGUUCAAGUCGUGGAUGGACGAUGUCAGGCCGCGAUAAAAUGAGACCCGCAGCAAGUCUGGAUGCACUUCUUUUACAAGCUGGAUGGUAUCCAGUACUUUGGCUACCGCCGGGAACGCGGAAAAAUUUGGGGUCCUGAAUGGAGUGGAGCUGGAAAAGUCGAGAACUUGACUGGAGCGCUCAAGCACAAACUUGACCGACACCUUCGAGGUGGCCAUGCUCCAGUCCAAUGAGUAUGCGGAAAAGAAAUGACGGAUUCCUACCGAUGUCAUGAAGGGGCAACCUUCUCUAUGGUCGUCCCUCAGUUCCGACCAAGAGUUCCAGACUGGGGAGUGCAAUGCAAUCCAAGUACCGAAAACUCUUGGACCUGAAGCCUAAAGAAACUCACCCAAACCACCAACACAACAUGAGAGUGACGUUGCCUGUGAACUUCUACCCGGGCGAUCUCGUGUACUACCGUAGAUCUCAAGUAUCGCGAGAAGGAAGAUCACAUCAGCUAGCGGACAUCCUUAAACGUCAAGUAACAAGAUGGUAUGGUCCAACAAGACUCACGACAAGGGGCCAACGGUCAGCUAAUGUCUCAACUGAAGUUGACGAGAGAGUGGAGAGCCAUUGUGAAGGACCCCAGAAAGUUCAUUGCCAAAUGUGUUGCGCAAGGGAUUGAAGUGUCUUGGCAAAAACUGAACAAGGUGCAAAGACAAACCAUGAAGGAAACAAACCAAGCCAUGAAGGAACUGCCCUCGGCAAGGUUGAUCCGGCAUGGAUCUUGCGGAUGCGCUGGGUCCUUGUUUUGCAAGCAGCUGGCUUUGGACAAGUUAAACCAAAAACCCGCAUCGUCAUUUGGAAUUUUUCAGAUACAAAGUUACAACAUUUUUGACCAUUUUCCGCUUCAGGCAACUCCAAAACCAAAGUUGCUGCCUGGGCAAAGGGCAAGUUGUUCAGAUCAUGCGAGUUGCAUACGGCUUGACAGUGGACUUCGGAAGUUCUACAUUUUUACUUUGACGACAAGAUCUUGCAAGAGUUGGGCCUUGAACGUUGUUUGAUGGAGCCUUGCUUGUGGCGAUGCCGCGCCGAGGUCCAAGGAACCGCUGGCAUGAUUGGAAGCCAUGUUGACGAUUUAAAGAGAUCGGCCUUACAACCCACCAGCUUUGCAGUGAACUUGAUGAGCUGGCCACCGAACAAGCUGAGAAGCGUGUGCCGCCCGUCGUUAAUUGCAGAGGUUCAGGCCUGAGCAGGACCUCAGGGUUUUGAGGACGCAGUGGCAAGAGAUGCUUGGAAAAACCAUCGGCGCCAUUCGGCUUGCAGAGUUUGCUUGCAUGAGCGUGAGUUGUAGAUGCAAAAGCAUUGUUUCAUGCUGCAAAGAAUGGAUCGUUGCAGACGAGUGCCUUCAGUUCGAAAGAUAAACACUCAGUUUACUCAGUUUUUGAAGUCUUUGCCUUGGUUCAAGACCUUGAAACUCAAGGCACGGAGCUGCGAUGGUGCAACUCAGAUGCGCAGCUCGCAGACGGCUUUGCAAAGGGAUAGAGUGAUUUUUUCAGCAACAACACUUGGAGCCCCCACUGUGUUGGAAACUUCGCAAGUGCCCGAAGGCGUACCAGCAGGAAAGCGCACAAAAUCUUGAUGAUGACCCACCAGCCUAUGCCACAAUGACCGCCCUCCUGUACUCUAAAAGCUCAACACAUUCUGCGGAAGGCUGUAGUGGGCGUGCAAGAAUCUAAGGUUCACAAGUGUUUGUUUCUUGUGUGUUCAGCUUUCUGGCAUUAACGUUGAAGCAUUUUCGUCGUGUCCGUGCAUUCUCAAGCGGUGAAUCCGGCCAAACUCCUUUGAACAGAGGCAGGUGCUAUUGCCGCCGCCAUGGGUGGUGAAAAGCGCGCUGGUUGGGGCGUGCGGCUUCGUGAAGCCUUUGCAUCGUUC
Molecule: messenger RNA, 3377 nt
Organism: Durusdinium trenchii
Lineage: Eukaryota; Dinophyceae; Suessiales; Symbiodiniaceae
Source: the annotation of a GenBank genome assembly